AUGGCCCCCGCCCCCAGGUGCUUCAUCGUCCGUCAUGGCGAAACAGAAUGGUCCCUGAACGGCCGGCACACCGGCACGACCGACCUCCCGCUCACCGCGAACGGCGAAAGCCGCAUCAAAGCAACGGGCAAAGCGCUCCUCGGCGAUGACAGACUGAUCGUUCCUAAGAACCUUGCACAUGUAUAUGUCUCUCCCCGCGCCCGCGCGCAACGCACCCUCGAGCUCCUCGAGAUCGGCUGUCGCGAGCGACUCCCGUGGACGGAGCGGCGCAAGCCCGAGACGGAAGAGCCGAUCCGGACGGAAGCGCGUGUCGAAGUGACGGAGGCGGUGCGCGAGUGGGACUACGGCGACUACGAGGGGUUGACGAGCAAGCAGAUCCGGGAGAUGCGGGCGCAGAAGGGGGAGGGGUCGUGGGAUAUCUGGCGGGACGGGUGUCCGGGGGGAGAAUCCCCUGAAGACAUCAUCCGUCGGCUGGACGCGCUGAUUGCAGAGAUCAGGCAGAAAUACCACGGCCCUUGUCUGGAGGGCAAAGAGCCCAGGGGAGACGUCCUUAUCGUGGCGCAUGGUCAUAUUCUGCGCGCGUUCGCGAUGCGUUGGACCGGGAAAUCGCUCGAAGACACAAGUCUCAUCCUCGAAGCGGGCGGAGUCGGGACACUCAGUUACGAGCAUCACAACAUUGACGAGCCAGCGGUGAUCCUGGGCGGAGCGUUCGUGGUGCCGAGCUAA
This is a messenger RNA of Aspergillus terreus NIH2624, 726 nucleotides long. RefSeq names its product histidine phosphatase family protein. The record is from RefSeq and is a predicted model, not a curated record. The transcript is spliced from 4 exons. Gene Ontology annotation, biological process: ribose phosphate biosynthetic process. The coding region runs from base 1 to 726 and encodes 241 amino acids. Gene Ontology annotation, molecular function: sedoheptulose-bisphosphatase activity. NCBI's taxonomy places the organism in Eukaryota, Fungi, Ascomycota, Eurotiomycetes, Eurotiales, Aspergillaceae.